Cynara cardunculus var. scolymus (artichoke) is the source of this 2275-nucleotide messenger RNA. Its product is annotated as protein LUTEIN DEFICIENT 5, chloroplastic. The coding region runs from base 40 to 1869 and encodes 609 amino acids. Lineage: Eukaryota; Viridiplantae; Streptophyta; Magnoliopsida; Asterales; Asteraceae. The transcript has 16 exons. Gene Ontology annotation, cellular component: chloroplast. Gene Ontology annotation, biological process: xanthophyll biosynthetic process. The record is from RefSeq and is a predicted model, not a curated record. Gene Ontology annotation, molecular function: iron ion binding; beta-carotene 3-hydroxylase activity; oxidoreductase activity, acting on paired donors, with incorporation or reduction of molecular oxygen.
UUGGUGCUUCACAUUCUUGUAUCCUCUCUCUCCCUAACUAUGGCUGCCACUCUAGCAACCCUUCAAUUUUCCUCUCCAUAUCCCCAAACCCAUCACUGUUUUACCAACAAAUUCAAGCUCAAAUCUCCUUUAAUCUCCAAACCAAAUCGAACCUAUCGGAACUGUGGGAUUAAAUGUUCGUAUUCAAAUGGGAGAAAGCCUGAUUCGAGUAGCGAUGAAAAGAGCCCGGAGAUGCUCCGGGAAGAGAAACGGCGAGCGGAGUUGUCGGCUCGAAUUGCUUCCGGUGAAUUCACGGUUGAAAAGCCUGGUUUUGGAUCGUUGUUGGUGAGUGGUUUGACAAAAUUGGGUUUGCCGAAGGAGUUUGUUGAAUCUUUAUCUCAAUGGAUAAACUCCGGUGAAGGUUACCCAAAGGUUCCAGAGGCAAAAGGAGCAAUUAGUGCCAUUCGUAGUGAGGCCUUUUUCAUCCCCUUGUAUGAGCUUUUUCUUACUUAUGGUGGAAUUUUCAGGUUGACUUUUGGUCCAAAGUCUUUUCUGAUCGUAUCUGAUCCCAUCAUUGCGAAACGCAUAUUGAAAGACAAUUCCAAGGCGUAUUCGAAAGGUAUUUUGGCCGAAAUUCUAGAAUUUGUAAUGGGAACCGGACUAAUUCCGGCGGAUGGGGAGAUAUGGCGAGUUAGACGACGGGUUAUAGUUCCCGCACUACAUCAAAAGUAUGUAGCAGCGAUGAUUGGCUUGUUUGCACAAGCUACCGAUCGGCUGUGCAAAAAACUUGAUGCUGCUGCGUACAAUGGUGAGGAUGUGGAGAUGGAAUCGCUUUUUUCACGUUUGACGUUAGACAUUAUCGGGAAAGCAGUAUUCAAUUACGAUUUUGAUUCGUUGACGACGGAUAACGGAAUUGUGGAGGCAGUAUACACGGUUUUGCGAGAAGCGGAAGAUCGAAGCGUGUCGCCGAUUCCGACUUGGGAGAUUCCGAUAUGGAAAGACAUCUCACCAAGGCAGAAGAAGGUCAACGAAUCCCUUAAGUUGAUCAACACAACCCUUGAUGAUCUAAUUGCAAUAUGCAAGAGGAUGGUUGACGAAGAAGAGGUAGAGUUCAACGAGGAAUACAUGAACGAAACUGAUCCCAGUAUUCUCCAUUUCUUGUUGGCAUCAGGAGACAAUGUGUCGAGCAAGCAACUCCGAGAUGAUCUCAUGACGAUGCUUAUUGCAGGACACGAAACAACCGCAGCAGUAUUAACAUGGACCUUUUAUCUUCUUUCCAAGGAGCCGAGUGUCGUGUCCAAGCUUCAAAACGAGGUUGAUGCGGUUCUAGGUGAUAGGUUUCCAACCAUCGAGGACAUGAAGAAACUUAAGUACACGACUCGAGUGAUCAAUGAAUCGUUGAGGCUCUACCCACAACCACCGGUUUUGAUUCGGCGUUCCCUUGAAGAUGAUGUUCUCGAUAAGUAUCCAAUUAAGAGAGGUGAAGAUUUUUUCAUUUCGGUUUGGAAUCUUCAUCGCUCUCCUAAGCAUUGGGCAGAUGCAGAUAAAUUUAAUCCCGAAAGAUGGCCGUUAGAUGGACCAAAUCCCAACGAGACAAACCAGAAUUUCAGUUACUUGCCGUUUGGUGGCGGACCAAGGAAAUGUGUUGGUGACAUGUUCGCUUCGUUUGAGGCCAUAGUUGCGGUGUCGAUGCUUGUUCGUAGAUUCAACUUUCAAAUGGCACUCGGAGCACCACCGGUCAAAAUGACGACAGGAGCAACUAUUCACACGACGGAAGGUUUGAACAUGACGGUAACACGAAGAAUGAAGCCUCCAAUUGUUCCUACGUUGGAGACGCAAAAUUUGGAAUCGUCAGAAACUGUUCCUAAAGCUGAUCCGGUUGUUACUUAAGACAUGAUGUCUUCCGCCUCAUUCUUUCCCAUUACACGAUAUAAAACGAAAUAGGAAGAAGAAAAAAGAAGGUAUAAUACACAAUGCUCCAUAGCUUUACGACUUCCGGUUUCAUAGCGACACCAUCUCAACCAGCAAAAGCGAAAAAAGGAAGUGCUUUGCUUGGUUGAGUGAUGCAUUUUUAGUACAUAUUGCAGUAGAAAUGGGUUGCUUGUAACGGGUGAGUCGAAAUAUCUGUUUUAUAGUUUAUGUAUGUAAUUCGAUAUUUUUAGUCAUUCAUCCGUAUACCAUGGUUUUAUUUUCGUUUAGGCAUUUUAUCGAACACCUGUGUUGCAUGGUAUCAGUAUGACUUCUACAUGCAAACGAACUUGAUUCAAAUUUUGAUGUAUUUAUGAUUUCAAGCUUA